CGAGGAUAUAUGGACAGCAUGGCUUUGGUCUCAGCGAUGGAUCUCAGCUUCUUCGGGAAACAUCAAGCGGGAUUAGGCACGUUGAGAGAAUCAAACCGGAUCCUCAGGAUGGCUGACGGUUCAAAAAGAAAGUCGGCGGGUAGGGUCAAAGCUAACUUCAUCCUCAACUACGAAGGAGGGCAGAUAAAAGCGCCUUUCACGAUGGAGGUAGUCGAGGCGAACGAGUCUUGGGAUAUUCUAUUCGGUUUACCUCUACUGGUUCAGACGAAAGCGACAAUCGACUUCGGAAAUCGACUCCUCAAAAUUACGGGUGGAGGU
Molecule: messenger RNA, 318 nt
Organism: Filobasidium floriforme
Lineage: Eukaryota; Fungi; Basidiomycota; Tremellomycetes; Filobasidiales; Filobasidiaceae
Exons: 1
Source: RefSeq, a predicted model, not a curated record